GGGUGAGGGGUGUGCAGAGCCCGGGGGUGCCCCACGCCCGGUCCCAGGGGAUGUGUCUUGUGGGUCCCCCCCACUCCAGGGAGGGUCUGUACAGAUGGGGGUCCUCAGCCCUGGGGGGGGGGGGGCUGUCCUUGGGGAGUCCUGGUAAAGGUGGGGGGCCCACACCCGAGAGGUCUCUAUGCUGGGGGGUCCAGCACCCAGGAGAUCCCACACUUGGGGGGAGGUUGCUUUUGUUGGGGGUGAGGGGCUCCUACACCCAGAGGGUCUCACUCCAUUGGGGGUGUCGCAUAUCCUGGGGGGUGCCCACCCGGUGUUGUCCCCCCCACCUCGCAGCGAGACAGUGCUGUGCAGCGCCCGGGCAGCGGUGCUGCUCUACGAUGACACCCACAAGCAGUGGGUGGCAGCCGGGGGGGGGCCCCAAACCGUCAGCUGCGUCCAGCUCUACCAUCACCCCGGCACCAACGGCUUCCGCCUGGUAGGGCGCAAGAUGCAGCCCGACCAGCAGGUGGUCCUGAACUGCCCGCUGGGGAGGGGGCUGCGGUACAGCCAGGCCACCCCCCAGUUUCACCAGUGGCGGGAGGCCCGUCGGGUCUGGGGGCUCAGUUUCGGGGCCCCCCAGGAGGCCGCCCUCUUUGCCUCCGCUGUCCUGCGAGCCCUGAAGGCACUGGAGGAGGGCACCCCACUGUCCUGGCCAGACUCUGAUGGUUCGGCUGCAGAGGAGCCUGAGCAUCAAGAGAGGCAGGUGCUGGAGGAGCCUGAGCGCCGUGUGGCAGCUGCAGGCACCCAGGCCGUGUCCAUUGGAGGCCCCCCACCGCCUCCUGGCCCCCCACCGUCCCUGGGCCCUCCCCCACCCCCUGGCCCCCCGCCAGCCUCGGGGGUCCCGCCAGCCCCCCCCUUGCCGGUGGCAUCGGGUGCUGCUGCGGGGGGUCCCGGGGGAGGCUCUGGCUUUGCUGCUGCCAUCGCAGGGGCCAAACUCAGGAAAGUGGGCAAGGACGAGGCUGUGGGUGCAGGCCCCCCCCCUGCACCUCCCAAGGGUGAGAGUGCCCGGGGGGGCACUGGGGGGGGGCUGAUGGAGGAGAUGAGUGCCAUGCUGGCCCGACGGAGGAAAGCCACCCUGCAGGGGGACAAGACAGCACCAAAGAGGGACGAAGACAUCGCCAGUGACGAGGCGGAGCCGGGCACUAGGACCCAGGGGCAGCCCGCGGAGCCCGUGCGGAGGCCAUGGGAGAAGGCCAGCUCCACGCUGCCAAGGAUGAAGUCGGCUGUCCCAGCUGCUCCCGCCGACCCCCCCGGUCCCACCGAGGAACCCGACCUGGAGCGAAUCAAACAGGAGCUGCUGGAGGAGGUGCGGAGGGAGCUACGGAAGAUGAAGGAGGAGAUCAUUGAAGCGUUCGUGGCUGAGCUGCGGAAGCGGAACGCACCCUAAUCCCCCUCAGGCUCCCCAAAGUCGGGGAGGUGGUCUCCCCUACUUCACCUCCACCCUCAUCUCACUCCCCCUACGCCGGAUCCUCCCCCCUAGGCUGUGCCUUACCAGCCGGGGGGGGGCCAAAGCAGCCCCCCCUCCACUGUGCCCCCUCCUCACCGCCACUUUGGAGACCCCCCCCCUUUUUUUUUACACAUGGUGGGAGCACUGUGAGGUGCCCCCUCCCUCCUCUCCUCCCCUCGGGGUCUCUUUUAUGCCACUUCUGGGUUUUUCACCUUUUUAUUUAGGGUUUGGGGUUUUUUUUGGGGGGAGAGCUUUGGGGCAUCCCCCUCCCCUGACGAACAGUAAACGCCGUUGUUUUGUACAUGA
Messenger RNA from Colius striatus (speckled mousebird), 1792 nucleotides. It is a transcript of the gene VASP, whose product is annotated as vasodilator stimulated phosphoprotein. Gene Ontology annotation, molecular function: SH3 domain binding; profilin binding. The transcript is spliced from 12 exons. NCBI's taxonomy places the organism in Eukaryota, Metazoa, Chordata, Aves, Coliiformes, Coliidae. The record is from RefSeq and is a predicted model, not a curated record. Gene Ontology annotation, biological process: neural tube closure; actin cytoskeleton organization; axon guidance. The coding region runs from base 179 to 1426 and encodes 415 amino acids.